GGAAAGGCUCAGUGUUUCACUUACACCGAGCUACACAAUUAACACAAACACGGAAAGAGAAGUAAUCUAAAUAUACAUUUGGAUUUUUAUAUAAAUAUAGGACCGAAUGGCUGUGUAAGAAACGAGACUACUAGCUGGGUUAGCUCUGACUGUCCUUGUGUUGACAUCCAAUACUAGAGACUUCUUGUGUACGGUUGGAUUAUUAAGAAUAACCAAAUAUGUCAGGCAUGGAAGAUUUAACUCUGAGGUGGCGGCAGUGAUGUUCCUCUGUGGAGGUCAGUUUAAGGCCUGAGUCAUGAACUCAGUCACUCCCAGUGCUGCUCAGUAUGUGAGGGGCGGAGCUCUUCAUGAUGACCUCUUUAAUGGAAGAGGACUAUCACCCCCUUCACCACCGCUUUUGGAGCCUUCUGGGCAUUUUAGUAACGGGUUGUUUAAUGAUGUCAACAAAGAUGCGUCCGAAGAGCCAGAUGAAGUGGACCGUCUGAAACUGAAGCUCAUGUCAGCCUGGAACAACGUCAAAUAUGGAUUUUCAGUGAAAACCAAAACCGCCUUUAGCAAAUCAUCCCCGCUGAUCCUACUGGGACAGUCCUGCACACUCAACUCUAAGGAUGAAGUGGAGCGUUUUCGACUGGCGUUCGGCUCACGGGUGUGGCUUACCUACCGGAAGGAGUUUCGUGUGCUGGAGGGGUCCUGCCUGACGUCGGACUGUGGCUGGGGCUGCAUGCUUCGCAGUGGCCAGAUGCUGCUCGCCCAGGGGCUUAUGCUCCAUCUCCUACCUGCAGACUGGAGCUGGCCAGACUGUCCUGAGCUCACAGACGUAGACUUUGAGGUACUGAGACCCCGCUCUCCAUCUCGGCCUGUUGGUAUCUCCAUGCCCUCAUUCAGCACCUCAUGGGGCACAGCGGGACCCCAGAAACGCCCGUCAUCCGCGACAGUCGGCGAGGCAGCAAAGAGACCCGAACUGAGACAGGACGCUCAGACCGAACGGCUUCACCGUAGACUGGUGUCAUUUUUUGUGGAGGAUCCAGCUGCGCCGUUUAGUCUUCACCAGCUGGUAGAGCUGGGUAAGGAGUCUGGCAAAAAGGCAGGGGACUGGUACGGGCCCUCACUCGUCGCCCACAUACUGAGAAAAGCGGUGACCAGAAGCCCAGAGCUGGACAAUCUCACUGUGUACGUGGCUCAGGACUGCACAGUGUACAAAGAGGACGUGGUGCAGCUGUGUGAACAAAGUUCCUCAGACACCAGUAAUUCAGGCUGGAAAUCUGUAAUGAUCUUGGUCCCAGUGCGACUAGGAGGAGAUUCACUCAACCCAUCCUACACUGAAUGUGUUAAGAACAUUCUGAGUUUGAAAUAUUGUAUUGGAAUCAUUGGUGGGAAACCCAGGCACUCCCUCUAUUUUAUCGGCUUUCAAGAUGAUCAGCUAUUGUAUUUAGACCCACACUACUGUCAGCAGGUGGUAGAUGUCACACAAGCCAAUUUCCCACUGGAGUCCUUCCACUGUAACUCUCCCAGAAAGAUGAACCUGAACCGUAUGGAUCCCAGCUGCACCCUGGGUUUCUACGCUCACACUAAACAUGACUUUGAGUCUCUGUGUUCAGCCGUCACUGUCGCUUUGUCAGUGUCUAAAGAGUGCUACCCCAUCUUUACAUUUGUGGAGGGCAGAGGGCAAGAUUACAGCCUGGAGGGGUUCAGUGGAGAAAGAACAAACCCAAGUGCCCACAUCAUCCCUCCUGAUACACUAAGCUGCAACAAAAGGAAGGAAAGUGCUGAAGGCUUUGUGUUUUUGUAAGAACAGCAAUGAAAGUUCUGGUCUGAAAACUAUUGUACACUCCCAGCUGCUGUGGAAAUGAAAGCGACUGGCAGUUUUUAUUUUUGGUACAACUGAACAAGACGAGCUGAACCCAGUCAAACAUGAUGGACUUUUUCUAGCAACAUGGUGCCCGUUCUGGUUCUGGAGCUUGUUAAUUGUACUGUCAUGUUGGGCUUGUGUUUUGGGGACAUUGGGCACCUGAAUCAGUGGAAUUUAUUGAGCUUAAUGUGGCAAAAUGAAUAUGGACAAAUUCAGCACGCUACAGAAAAUGCAUUGCAGUUGCUUGAAGUUUAUUGUUGGGUAGAGAUUGUCAUACAUCACACUGAAAUUUUUUCUCAAACCCUAUCAAUGUACUUUAAAUAGUCACUACUGAUGUGUGUUAUACGUUUGGACAAGAACUAUUAGACUUUCCAAAAUUUUUCAAAACGUCUGACUUGCAAUCAAUGUUCCACUUUCUUUAAAACAUGUCCUUUUUUAACAUUUUUGCUGGCUAAAAAUAGCCGCAGAAUCCUCCACCACUUCUGCUGAUGCCAAAGGUAUUGCCACAGUCACACUGGAACAGGAAAUGUCCUUCAAUAAGUGUAAAGCAAGUAAGUGUGGCUAAACCACCUAACCUUUUUUUAUAUCUCUCAAAGAUAUAAUGUGUGUUUUAUGUGUCUCAAAGACCUUUGGCAAGUUAGGCACACACAUAAAUAAAUAAAUAAAUCAAUCAAUAAAUAAAUAGACAGAUAGAGCGACAGACACCUGGCACCUUGUACAGGGUGUCUUCUUACUUUGUGCCCUUUACCCAAGGAUAAAGAAAUCAAUGAAAAUGAACAAUAAAUAAAACUGGAAGAAAUGAAAAGUCCAAUAACAUCAAAGUAUACACGUAUAAACACAUAUUAAAAUAUAAACUAUAAGGACACUGGAAUAGACACACAAUUAUUUGAUUUAGUUAUUGUUUUUAAAGCCUGUAGUAGCUUUGGUAAAGCAUCUGUAAACCGAUCGCGAGUGUUGAGAUUUAGGGUUUGAAUCUCCAGUUGGGCAUCUGCAUAGACAUGAUUGGCUGAUGUCCAAAGUGAAGAGGGGUGGCAGGAACAGCCUAGCCAUUAAAAGGAGCCCGAAUAAAGCUAGGAAGGUUGAGUCUGGUAUGCGGACCAGAUCCACUGUGGCGACCCCUAAAUAUGGGAGCAGUCAUCCUUCAGCAGUUGAUGGAAUCUGUUCAUUAUGCAUUACUAAACUUCAGUGCCUGAAGCUACAGCUUGGAUUUUAAACUAGUGGAAACAGUAAGAGCGCUCCUAUUCAUGAACUUCUCUGGUGCACUGAAUAAACACUGGCAUGGUAACAGUGGAAAAUGGUGGAAUAUUACAAACAGUCUGGUCAUUUUCCACAUCUGUACUGCGGUACUGCUUGUGUCUCUUUGAAUGAAACAGCUGUAAAUGAUAUUUGGUGGUGAAAACUGUUGCUGUUCUGAACUGGAAAUGAACUUUGAUUAUCCUGAUUGUAACCAAUCAGUUCCACUCUCUAUGAUCUAGUUUCUGAAAUGUCUCUGUUAAAUGUAUAUUGUGCUAGGGCAUUUGAUAUUUUCUUGUCAUGAGGUUUUGGUUUUGUUUGUUCAUUCAGGUCAUGUACUACAUUUAGCAUCUAUUUUGAGUAUUUUGCUGUUUUUUUCUAUUUAUUUUAUGUAAAUGUUAGAUGUUAUGAGAUCAGAGCUCAGUACAUGUUAAAACACUGAAUUAUUCCAGUAUGCUAGAAUUAAAGAUGCUGUCUAAAUUCAGUGCUGUUUAGUAUCUAGAUACUAAAUCUGGAAAUGCUACAAAGAUUUUGCUGUUACUGUUGUUGUAUAUGCAUUUGUGGGUUUUUUUUUAUGUAUGUGAUUAUGUUUUUUACUGUAUUACCUGAGAAUAGACCUGCUGAACUUCAA
This is a messenger RNA of Trichomycterus rosablanca, 3713 nucleotides long. RefSeq names its product autophagy related 4D, cysteine peptidase a (gene atg4da). Lineage: Eukaryota; Metazoa; Chordata; Actinopteri; Siluriformes; Trichomycteridae. Gene Ontology annotation, molecular function: protein-phosphatidylethanolamide deconjugating activity. The transcript has 11 exons. Bases 296 to 1789 code for a protein of 497 amino acids. The record is from RefSeq and is a predicted model, not a curated record.